CUCUUUGGGUUUUUCUCCUAUGGCUACUUCUUCUCUCAACACACACUCUCUCUCUCUAACCCACAGCCAACUGGCAACCUUGAUUGAUUUCACAAGCUGAUAAAAAUAAGGCCAAAGGGAGGGUCGAAAAGAUAGAGCUAAGGACAAAACUAGUCUAGGAUUUUCAUUUUGAUUCGUUUGGAUUUUCCCUUUUCCCCAUUACCCAUUUCAUUUACCCUCUCUCUCUCUCUCUCUCUCUCUCUCCCUCUCUCAAUUUGCUUCCCCUGUUUCUCCUCUUAUAAACAGAGCUAACCCAGAGCAAGUCACAGCUCCAUCAUCAAAAAACCCUUCACCAGCCCACUUCCAUAUUCCAUUCUUUUCAUUCAAUUCCCCUCCUCCCCUGCUCUUGCUUUGCUUCCAAACUUGUAAAAAUAGGAAAAGAAACAGAAUAAGAAAAGAUGGAUGUGCCAUCAGCUUCUCAUUGCAGCAGCAGCGGUUGCGAGUCAGGGUGGACAUUGUACUUGGACCAAUCCUCCUUCUCCAAUUACAACGACGGGAAUCCGUACCAGAGCUAUGCGGCCGGCUACACGGUGAAUAACGAUUCCGGUAUAGGCAAUUACGGCAGCCGCGCGAAGCUGCAGUACGAGGAGGAAGAAGAAGAUUUGUCCAUGGUUUCGGAUGCCUCUUCUGGGCCUCCCACAGGUUACUAUGACGAAGGAGAAGGUGAGGAUUGCUGUAAUAACAGAAGCACUGGCAGCAAGAAAAAGAACAGCAGUAGAAGCUGCCAGUCAUUGCAGCAGAAACAGUUUCAUCAUCAGUAUCUCGAUGACACUGCUAGCUCCCCUGCGUUAAAGACCAAGAAGCAAUUGAACAAGAGCGAUUCUUCAGCGGAGGAACUUUCACAAGGGUUUUCAGCAACACAUUUUAAGGGGAAGUCUCUACUGAAGAAGCACUUUGGGUUCUUCCAUUCUUCUCAGUCGGUUUCAAAGGAAGCAGGUGGUUUUCCGGGGAGGAAGUGGAAAUGACAAGUGAUGGAAAUGAGGCAGGGGAGCCCAAACCACCAAGAAAACAAAAAAUUCAGAAAUAAAAAAAUUGGGAAGAACUGAAAGGAAAAAGUAAAAAAGAAAGAAAAAAAACAUAUCGAUGUCAAAGAGAUAGAGAAGUGUACCUUUUUCUUCUCUACUUGUCCAUUUAUCUAUCUUUUAUUCCAUUCUUCCAUUCCAUUAAUUUAUUUUUCUUUACCUUCUUGUUUCUGUAUCUAUUCUGUCAAUGUAGUUGGGAACAACCUGAACAAAUCAAAGUUCCAUUUAAGAAGAGAAAAAAAUUGUCCCUAGGUUAGGGAAGAAGAAGAAGAAUGAUGUGGAAACUGGAAUGUGGUCCAGUGAAGAACAGAGUGUAAUUAGGAAGAGAAAUGGCGCCAUUGAAUGGCGCGGGGCAUGCAUAUGCAUUCGAUAUUAGUUCCAACCCCACACAACGGCGCACACACAUGCACACAAAUAAGAAGCGCCAAAGGAGAGAUGGAGAAAAGGAAGAGGGGGGAAAAAAGGACGAUCACUCUCUAGGCCUAAUUCCAAUCCUCAUGAGAAAAGGACCAAAUAGCUGACCAUGCACACCUUGUUACCUGACCCACCUUCUGCAUUUGCCAGCCUAGCCCCCUCUAAACUACCCUGGGUAGGUGACUUUGGCAAAUCAGUUAUUCCGAAUACCGAUACGUCUUAAUAUGGUUGAUGUGUGCGCGCUUUUUUUUCUUUCUUUAAGCCAAGACAAACUCGAAGGGCAUGGUAUAAAAUCGUCAAUGUAUGUUUUAUUCAUUUGCCGAAUGAUUUGGGCUGAAGCGUUCUUACGCGACAACCUCCUUAAUCAAGAAAAAUAGAGUAAUUAUUUUGAA
Molecule: messenger RNA, 1867 nt
Organism: Linum tenue
Lineage: Eukaryota; Viridiplantae; Streptophyta; Magnoliopsida; Malpighiales; Linaceae
Source: the annotation of a GenBank genome assembly